AUGAAUAUGAAGAACAACACAAGAGGAGUCUGGAGGAAUUUAAGAAGGAGUUGUCCAGUCAGAUCUUCAUUCAAUUGAGUCAGAUGGGAUCACAAUACUCUCCCCUUAUUGAGGUGGAUUUACAGGCAUUGGCUGCACGUCUUAGCACUAAAGGAAGUAAUGUAGAAACUGCUGAUGUUGACCCAUCAGGCGACAAAAAUGUGAGCUUAAAACCCACUAUGGGGUUAUACGUGCAACGACAAAAUACUACAGUGUUGGUGGCCUUGGGGAAAAUAUGUGAGGGUGGAUCAGCCAUUCACAAUGUCACUUAUGCUGAUGAUGUUGUGAGGGUGAGUGUUGACAAAGUUAUAGAAGGUGAUGCCGAAGUGCCCUUCCCGACAUCAGAGAUUCAAUAUGUCAAGCAGGCUCUUCAAACAUUCAUUGCAUGGCCAACAAAUCUUGUGAAAAAAGUGUCACAUGAGGAGUCCGAUACUAGUCCAAAGAAACUUCCUGAAACAGAUGAAAGAGGGACGAAUGAUUUUGACCAUGAUCCGUUGCGUCAACUGACUAAGAGCCUAUAUUUCAUGUACGACACACCUGUUGAGUUGAAGAUAUGGACAUAUGAUACAUCAACUCCAGUGUCUAGAAAUGCAACCAUAUAUUGCAGCACUGAAAUUUUGUCACUUGACUGGGAAUGUAAAUCAGACCGCUUGCUUCUUAUAGGUACAUCCGAUGGGUGCAUUAAGGCAUGGAAUGUGGAUGCAAAGAGAGUUGUCUGUGACCUCAACACAACCGAAGCAUUUCCAAGUGUAUUGGACAUAAAGUGCAGUCCUGUGGAACCUAUUUUUGUGUCUGCAGCAGCAUCUGGAGGGGCUGGUUCUAACUAUAUUGACAACCUGGGUUUUGCUUCACUUACUGUGUGGAACAUGAAGACAUGGAAAGCCAUGACAGUCCUUCCUCUUGGAGAAGAUCCACCAGCAAUUACUUCUCUAUGCUUUAAUCACAAUGGAAAGAUUUUGGCAGCUUCUGCCGUUGAUGGAAUGAUUCACAUGUUUGACAUGUCUGCUGGUCUACAAAUCACUGGCUGGCCUGCACAUGAUUCUUCCAUCAGUUCAAUUCUGUUUGGACCAGAUGAGACUAGCAUUUUUAGCCUGGGCUCUGAUGGGAAGAUUUUUGAGUGGAGUUUGCAAAAUCAAGGUCAAAUCCUGUGGUCGAGAGACUCUAGUAGGUUCUGUUACCCCCUCAAUGAUUCAAAAUAUUGCAGACAUGAGAUGGCAUUAGAUGCAAAUGGGAGGAGACUCUUGGUAACAUCCAGUUCAUUUAGAGCACCCAUAUACCAGGUUAAUGAUUCGUGGUGAAUUGUGAUUAGACCA
Messenger RNA from Glycine soja, 1352 nucleotides. Its product is annotated as WD repeat-containing protein 91 homolog. Lineage: Eukaryota; Viridiplantae; Streptophyta; Magnoliopsida; Fabales; Fabaceae. Gene Ontology annotation, molecular function: protein binding. The transcript is spliced from 10 exons. The record is from RefSeq and is a predicted model, not a curated record. Bases 84 to 1337 code for a protein of 417 amino acids.